Molecule: messenger RNA, 444 nt
Organism: Procambarus clarkii (red swamp crayfish)
Lineage: Eukaryota; Metazoa; Arthropoda; Malacostraca; Decapoda; Cambaridae
Source: RefSeq, a predicted model, not a curated record
AUGACUGUAAGUAAUGAAGCGGUGGUGGUUGAUGACGGCGGUGUGGGCGUGCCGGCUAAGACUGUAAGACUGGCGGAGGUGCCUGGGGUCAGGAGGGGUCUGACCAAGAUGAUAGGACUGGCAGAAGCCCGGGGAGCACCAGCCACCCCAGACCCUGGUAUCAUCGUCGUCACCCCUAAGAUGCACUACUGUCCUUAUUGUGCCUUCACUACCUCCAUUACCAUCAAGCUUACAGAGCACCUCCGUAUCCACUCCAUUAAGAAACCCUUUCCAUGUCCUCACUGUCCUUUCCAGGCAGUGCAGGUGGAGAGCAUCAGGGCCCACAUUCGCACUCACACUGGGGAGAAGCCUUUUGCUUGUGCCCACUGCCCCUAUCGCUCCACUCAGAAAGGCAACAUGAAGCGACAUGUCCUCAAACAUCAUACAUUAAAUCUUGCAUUGUAG